Melampsora larici-populina 98AG31 is the source of this 2118-nucleotide messenger RNA. RefSeq lists its product as uncharacterized. The coding region runs from base 1 to 2118 and encodes 705 amino acids. NCBI's taxonomy places the organism in Eukaryota, Fungi, Basidiomycota, Pucciniomycetes, Pucciniales, Melampsoraceae. The record is from RefSeq and is a predicted model, not a curated record. The transcript is spliced from 17 exons.
AUGCCCAAAUUACCGAGUUUCGUCAGACGGGCAGCCAACUCUACUUCGGAUGGUCGUCCUAGGACGGCUGAGGGGCGACCCAAAACGGCUGAGGGGAGAAGUAAGACAGCUCAAGCCUCAAAUCCUUCAUCCAUGUUACCGGAAGGUUCUUUAAGCAGCAUCGAAGCAUCAGGUCCUCAGGGACCUUUUCAGCAAAAUUUGCUUCCGAUCCAAACAUAUCCAAGUCUCGAAGUAUUCAGUCACACAUUGGCCACGAGAUCAAUGAGCGAACUUGGAAGGCUUGAUUCGCCAUCAUAUACAAGCCGCGCACCGCACCCUAUGCCCAACUCCCCCAGUACUGGCAUGACAUCUCCUCUAUCAGAUAUGGAUCCACACAAGCUUGGCGAACAAAAUGAGGUCUUAGAUUGUGUUACCGCCUUGCCUAAUAUCACAAAACCGAAAUCUUCAAAAUCUCGCCGCCGAAUGUCUUUACUUUCGUCCGACGAUGAGAAUUCUUACAAGGUACUCGAACCUCCGAGUCUUCCAAGAGUCGUCAAUUUGCCACAUUCCCAAUCAGCGGAUGAAGUGAUGAAAUACCUGAGUAAGGAAGUAUUUGUGCGUUUGCUUGAAAACUCUCCGACGCGUGAAGAACUGCGAGGUUGGUUAGUAAGAUUAUUGAGUCGACAUGUCCUUGCUGCCAUCUCAUCAGCCUUACCUGACAUUCGCGCCGCGUACUCGAAAAGGUGGCAGGACGAACAGCGGACCGUUCAGCUCGCUCGGCUUGUCCGGAAACAGUGCGCGAGUCUUUUCAAUUUAUACUACCAGAAUCAAUCAGGAUCGAACGUGAUCGAGCUUCCUAACGCAAUCAGAGAAGGAACUGUACAACACUUGGUGACGCUGUCUAGUAGCUUGGAAGGCCCCCAUCUCGUGAAAAGUCAGGAAUGGCUAGUCGAAUCUCUUUUCGAAUCAGAGUUUCAGAGAUUCAUAGCUAGCAAAUUGGUUCAGAGAGUCAAGGCCCAAUUGACCGCACCUCUCAGCUCGAACGAGGAUAGUCAAGUUGCCGAGUUUAUUUUGCUCAAUCCGCGUUUGACGGGUUGCCCGGCAAUGAUGGUUUCCCCGGGUUUUUGCACUCUUACCGGCCCAGGAACAUUGAAGGCAUCCAUUAAUAAUAUCGAGAACGCAAUUCGAGAACAGAAACCUUGCAUCCAGUUGAUGAUCAAUUAUCGGCAGGAUGGGACAGCAUUUUAUUCUUUGUUAGACGUGGUACCACUGUAUGACCCAAAGGGAGAAGUGACAUGUAAAUCUAUUGUGCUCUCAUGUGAGAUUUGGGUAGUACUCCUCGAGUUUGACGCUGAUAAUCGACUUAAGAAUGUGACGAGUAAUUUGGAUACAUUUGAAAAUCUCUCGUCACUUAUCCUACCAGAUACAAAUACAACAGGUCCGACAAAAAAAGCGGAGGAGUCAGAUAACACCAAAAAGCAGCUUACGAGUGAAAAUUCUAAACGGAGUAGGUUUAUGAGAAAGACGAACGGUUCGGGUCGAGAUGCUACAACGAAGAAAGAUUGGCUCACAGGGAUCGGACGUCGAAAACAAAAAGAAGAUGAAGGUUGGAGCGAAGAAGGUAGCGGAACCAGUCACAAGCUUACCGUUACCAGCGAAGAUACAGUUCCCGCCGAAAGCCCAUCAAUGGAGUAUAUUCCCGAAAACUUCUCAUCGAUAUAUCUUAAAUUCUUGGUUUUCAAGAUAGCCAAGUAUGGGAUCAUCUAUGCUACACCAUCUGCGCUUUCUUUUUUGGGAUUGCCAGCCGAAACAAAGCAGGAAGUGUACAACUCCUCUAUUCUAGGAACGAGCUUCCUCCAUCUGAUCAAGGGAAAGAAUCCGAAAAAUACGAAUACAAUAAGGACUCGGAUAAUCCAAGCGGUUGAAAAACCUAUCUCUGAUGGGUUCCGAUUAUCAAACUUUAGAGGUCUCCCAACUUCUUCUCCAUGUAGCUUAUCGUACAACCAGGUACCCAUCAACGCGGUAGGUCAUAAGGCAGCUGCAUUUGAUAGCCCUUCCGCAAAAUCAGCUCUAGUCCAUCUGACACCACUUCUUGACGAAGGGGGUAAUGCAGCUGCAUAUAUUGCAAUCUUUGCUUGA